AUGGUUCACACGUCCAACUCAGGACCUGGGGGAACUCAAUUCCCGUCUGGAUGUCAUUCAGUUUUUUCUGCUGCCCCAGAAUCUGGACAUGGCUCAGAUGCUGCAUCGGCUUAUGAGCAACAUCAAGAAUGUGCCUCUGAUUCUGAAACGCAUGAAGUUGUCCCACACCAAAGUCAGUGACUGGCAGGUUCUGUACAAGACUGUGUACAGUGCCCUAGGCUUGAGGGAUGCCUGCCGCUCCCUACCCCAGUCCAUCCAGCUUUUUCGGGACAUUGCUCAAGAGUUCUCUGAUGACCUGCACCACAUUGCCAGCCUCAUUGGGAAAGUGGUGGACUUUGAGGGCAGUCUUUCUGAAAAUCGCUUCACAGUCCUCCCCAACAUAGAUCCUCAAAUUGAUGAGAAAAAACGAAGACUAAUGGGUCUUCCCAGUUUCCUCACUGAAGUUGCUAGGAAGGAGCUGGAGAAUCUGGACUCUCGUAUUCCUUCAUGCAGUGUCAUCUACAUCCCUCUGAUUGGCUUCCUUCUUUCUAUUUCCCGCCUGCCUUUUAUGACAGAAGCCAGUGACUUCGAGAUUGAGGGACUGGACUUCAUGUUUCUUUCAGAAGAGAAGUUGCAUUAUCGUAGUGCUCGAACCAAGGAGCUGGAUGCAUUGCUGGGGGACCUGCACUGUGAGAUUCGGGACCAAGAGACCCUGCUGAUGCACCAGUUACAGUGCCAGGUGCUGGCACGGGCAGCUGUCUUGACCCCAGUAUUGGACCUUGCCUCCCGCCUGGAUGUUCUGCUGGCUCUUGCCAGUGCUGCCCGGGACUAUGGCUACUCAAGGCCCCAUUACUCCCCUCAACUCCAUGGAGUACGAAUCCAAAAUGGCAGACAUCCUCUCAUGGAACUGUGUGCACGAACCUUCGUGCCCAACUCCACAGAAUGCAGUGGGGACAAAGGGAGGAUCAAAGUCAUUACUGGACCCAACUCCUCAGGGAAAAGCAUAUACCUCAAACAGGUUGGCUUGAUCACCUUCAUGGCCCUGGUGGGCAGUUUCGUGCCAGCAGAAGAAGCUGAAAUUGGGACAGUAGAUGCCAUCUUCACCCGAAUUCAUAGCUGCGAAUCUGUCUCUCUUGGUCUCUCCACUUUCAUGAUUGACCUCAACCAGGUGGCGAAAGCAGUGAAUAAUGCCACUGAGCAGUCUCUGGUCCUUAUUGAUGAAUUUGGAAAGGGAACCAACACGGUGGAUGGUCUUGCACUUCUGGCUGCUGUGCUCCGACACUGGCUGGCACUUGGACCCAUGUGCCCUCACAUCUUUGUAGCCACCAAUUUCCUGAGCCUUGUUCAGCUACAGCUGCUGCCACAAGGGCCCCUGGUGCACUAUUUGACCAUGGAGACCUGUGAGGAUGGAAACGACCUUGUCUUCUUCUAUCAGGUUUGCGAAGGUGUUGCCAGUGCCAGCCAUGCCUCCCACACAGCUGCUCAGGCUGGGCUCCCUGACAAACUCAUUGCUCGUGGCAAAGAGGUAUCUGAUUUGAUCCGCAGUGGAAAACCUAUCCAGCCAGUCAAGGAGUUGCUAAAAGAGAAACAAAUGGAAAAUUGCCAGACAUUAGUGGAUAAGUUUCUGAAACUGGAUUUGGAAGAUCCCAGCCUGGACUUGGACAUUUUCAUGAGUCAGGAAGUGCUGCCUGCUGCUACCACCAUCCUCUGAGUCUGUCUUCUGCCCUUCCCAACUACCUGAGACUCCAAGGACUUCCAUGCUCUUUUUGUUUCCUUAUCUCCUUCAGACCAGACAUCUUAGUUUGCCCAGAAAUUUUGUUUCAUAUUAGGAAUAAAGUUUAUUUUGGAU
This is a messenger RNA of Castor canadensis (American beaver), 1828 nucleotides long. The record is from RefSeq and is a predicted model, not a curated record. Lineage: Eukaryota; Metazoa; Chordata; Mammalia; Rodentia; Castoridae.